CAUUCCUUAUCUUCCUGAAGACGAUACGCUUUUAACCAUUUUCUUCUAAACUAAAUAAUAAUAUCUCUACAAGUUAGAAAAACUGUGGUUUGAAAUUGCCUUUAAAUUGCCAGAAAUGGCUGUUACGAUGGGCUAUGUAUUUGUGCUUAUACUUCUGUGCAAUGUAUUGCAUGCCAAUUCUGAAAAACGCCUCGUUCUUGAGGAGAUGGAUAUAGAACAAGAAAUAAUCAAUCUGAAACAAUCAAUGGCACAGAAAGACGCACAAAUAUCCGCUUUACAAAAGCAGAUAGGUUCGACAUACACAAGAUGGGGUCGCACAACAUGUCCAGGCAACGGAACAGUACUGGUGUAUUCAGGGUUUAUGGCGGGGACCUACCAUGAUGACAGCCAGCAUAAAGGUUCGGGAGCAAACUACCUGUGUCUCUCUGACCAGCCAACAUGGGACCAUUAUUCAGAAACUGUAAAUAACGUGAUUCGAAUCACUGGCGUCCAAUACGAGUUCUGGAUGCAUACACAGCACGCUCAUGACCUCCAAGAAUUCUUUGGAUCUGAUGUCCACGACAGCGAAGCUCCCUGUGCAGUUUGUCGGGCCCCAAGAAGCACUAACGUCAUGAUCCCCGGCCGCACAGACUGUUAUCCCGGAUGGACCAAGGAGUACAACGGAUAUCUGGUCGGCGCUUACUCGGGGUAUGACGACGCCGCAGAAUAUGUAUGUCUGGACCGGCGACCCGAGACCGUUGUUCACAGUGGAGACAGCGACGAUGACAAUAUGCUGUAUUUCGUCGAAGCAUACUGUGGAAAAAGUCUAGAGUGCCCGCCAUAUGUUAACAACAGAGAACUGGCUUGUGUCGUUUGUUCUAUGUGAAGACAUGAUAAUAAGAAGUAAAUCUGUACAGAAACAUAAUUUUACCGUAUUUAUAUUGAAUUAUGUAACGAUUUAUUU
Mercenaria mercenaria is the source of this 943-nucleotide messenger RNA. RefSeq names its product short-chain collagen C4-like. The record is from RefSeq and is a predicted model, not a curated record. The coding region runs from base 116 to 865 and encodes 249 amino acids. The transcript has 3 exons. NCBI's taxonomy places the organism in Eukaryota, Metazoa, Mollusca, Bivalvia, Venerida, Veneridae.